Messenger RNA from Sparassis crispa, 555 nucleotides. RefSeq lists its product as hypothetical. Bases 1 to 555 code for a protein of 184 amino acids. Lineage: Eukaryota; Fungi; Basidiomycota; Agaricomycetes; Polyporales; Sparassidaceae. The transcript has a single exon. The record is from RefSeq and is a predicted model, not a curated record.
AUGGCGGACGACGUUGCGCCGAACGGAUCGGCAAACGACGCACCACUCCAGCUUCCAAACGAGCACCAGCUCCUCGCGACGAUAGAGCAGCUGCAGAGCAAGAAGCUGGAAGCGGAGAACGACUGCGAGCUCUUCCGCGACCUGUAUGGCAAGGCGUCCGCGCAUGCUGUCGAGGUCACAAGGGAGAACAACGAGCUGCACGAGCGGAUCGCGCUCGCCGAGAGCCAACUGCGUGAUGGGCUCGCGAUGCUGCGGGGCACGUAUGAGCAACGCGUACAGAAGUUGCAAGCGGAGGCGGACCGGUGGCGCGUCCUGUGUAUGGUGCUCAUGGAGAAGGAUCGGCGGACGGACGAGGAGGUGCGCAGGAGGGCGGCCCUCGAACCAGAGCUCAGCGAGCAAAAUCGAGUGCUCAGGGAGGAACUGGAAAAACUUGGCCGGGACUAUGGCGAUGCGCAACGGCUGCUGGGGCAUUUGACCGAGCAGGACCAGAAGGAUUUGGAGAUGGUCGGACGUGAAGACCUCCCGGUGGCUGUUUCUACUCCGAUAUCUGCGUAA